Messenger RNA from Symbiodinium pilosum, 879 nucleotides. The record is from the annotation of a GenBank genome assembly. NCBI's taxonomy places the organism in Eukaryota, Dinophyceae, Suessiales, Symbiodiniaceae.
AUGACGGGGCCUCCGGACGCCUCGGCCAGCCUUUCUGGCGAUGGAGCAGCGCAGAGAGCAGCGGAGCUGGACGUUGCAACACAGCGCUUCGCAUCGCAGCUGGUGGGCCCAGGGGACAUACUAAGCGCGCGCAUCAGGGCAGCAGUGGCCAAGGAAGCCUAUGCUGCCCUCAGUGCCCGUGACGUGUGGAUGGAGUUCUGGAAGGCUACCCCUGGGCUUUUGGACCGCAUGCUGGCCGUUGACCACAAGUUCACAGGCGGGUGCAGCAAGACGCUUGCUUGCGUGGUGCAUGCCAUCGUGAACCUGCAGCCGAUUACAGACUCGGAGUGGUACCAUUCAGCGGCAGAGCGCAUCGGGGCCGAACUCAUUGCAGAUGGAGAGCUCCACGCAAAUGCCACCUUCGAGGACAAAGCCAUGUGCAUGAGCGAGAUUAUUGCGGUCGCAGCUGGUGGGGCUGGCCUCGCAGCGUUCUACAAGGGCCUGGGGAAGUCUUUGCCGUCUUGGCCAGAAAGCGCGUCCGGUUCGCCGUUCUUCAAGAGCCUGAAGGACUUCUACACGGGCAAGAUCGUUGUUAGCUCCGGCUAUGGCCAUUCCGUGAGUGACAGAGAGACGGCGAAGAUCUCAGAGGCGGCCCUGAGCAAAACUGGUUGGUCACUGAAGGACUUCAAGGCAAACCUUGACGGAAACACCCCGUUCUGCAAGAUGUCCCUUACUCCAUAUUCCAUGAAGGUCCAACAGGACUGGAUGAGAGUGUGCUACAUCCCGCCAAUGGAUGUCACGAGUUUCAAAGCACAGCCACCACCUUCGAGAUGCUUGUCCCGUUCAGACCUUGAAGUGGUAGCUGCUGCAUAUGCUGGAGCCGUGACGUGCCACUUCUGA